AUGCCCCCCAGCUUCUGCAUGGCGCUUGUGUGGCAUGUAGGAGAUGAAAUUAUUUUUUUUCGGGCUCUCCAACUGAGUCUGGGCUUUCUUCUGCUUCUGACUGUUGUUGGAGUUGGAUUCCCAGUAGGAAAGAGCUUGAGAUUCCUUCUUGACCCGGGUUGUCCAACUUGUAUAAAUACAGGGCUUCUCUUCACUCUUUCUUACAUCGCAAACUUAACUUCUCUACUUUCUAGCUUGAGAAAGAUCUUGGAGAAUUUUGUACUGCUUUUCGAAGAGAGGAGUUGCCGUGCAUCCCAAAGCGAGGACCAGUUGGGUGGGACCAGGUUGGUUGUCAUCGUUACUGGUCGCCAAAGACGAUUGGAGCGGCGGUGGCUGCUGGCGGCUGCUGAGCAACGAUUAGGAGGAAGUUGGUGGACUACCCCCUGCUAA
Molecule: messenger RNA, 429 nt
Organism: Prunus armeniaca (apricot)
Lineage: Eukaryota; Viridiplantae; Streptophyta; Magnoliopsida; Rosales; Rosaceae
Source: the annotation of a GenBank genome assembly